AUGCCUCUCGAGUCACUGCUCACAAACCCCAACCCGACCGUGCCUCGGCCACGUUCGAUCCUCUCCUACUUCUCCGGCUCGUUGGGCCGACAUGCUCGCAACAUGUUCGACCUAGUUAUCGAGCCGGAAGAUCCCUUUCGCGUCUAUUCGCCGGGCCAGACUGUCAAGGGUCAUGUUGUUCUCUCGGUUUCAAAAGGCUUCGACUUGACACAUUUGGUGAUUGCGCUUCAUGGCUAUGCUAAAGUCUUCAAGCACCAGAUUGCCCCAGGCGAAGGAUUCCCAGCUCCGGAAGGUCUUAUAAGUGGCAAAGGCACGAGGGGGUUUCAAUAUCAUGGCAGCGGGUUGGCUUCUCUCUUCCAGCAGGAGCAAGUGCUCUGUGGGAGCGGCUUUCUCAAGAAACAUGUGUACAAGUUCGCGUUCGAAAUUCCUUUUCCGAACAGAAGCCUACCCAGUACCAUUGAUUUCGAGCGAGGCACCAUCUCUUAUAUGCUUACCGCCACCCUCACCCGGCCGACGACGAUCAGCCCGACGGUGACACGCAGCACUAAGGUUAAAUUUCAGGAUCGCAUUGACAUCGAGUCGAUGUACACUCCGAAAUCUCGAGUCAUCACAUUGGAGCCAGUCUCCAAGCGUGGCAAAGUGAAAGUCGUCAACUCAGCCUCGUAUCUCACCACUCAGACCACCGCCAGCGCUGGCGAUGGCCCUCUUAUUACCCGAAACAACACACAGAACAGCACGGCCAGUCGCAGCACCAAUUCUAUCGGUAAUCCUCCACUCAGCCCGGCACCAAGCGAAGACACUGUACAGACAAACACUACAGCCCCCAGCACUCACAGUUCCCAGGCAGCGAGCGCAGAAUCACCGACAAAAAGGCCGAGUCCUCAGACCAGUGACUCGCGAAGCAAUGCCACGUCUUCAUCAGCCCAAACCAUCACUGCCACUACUGAACUUCCCCGCCACGGAGCCCUUCCAGGAGACACAAUCCCCAUCCGCGUCUCUGUCGCCCAUACCAAGUCCAAUGUGCGGGGCAUGGUAAUUGCAACCUUAUACCGGCAGGGGAGGGUGGACAUGCACCCGGCCAUUCCCCUGGGAAAGACCGGCAAGGAUCAGAAGGCUGAGUAUGAAGACGUGUACCCGAAGUCACGGACGGGUCUGGGUGGCUUGUACUUUGCGAAUGCUUCGCCAAGUAGCGUAUUCCGAAAGGAUCUGGCUCAAUCUUCCACCAUGAUGAUUGUCAACCCAGCCACAAUGACCGCGGAUAUCACCACUUCUCUCAGAAUCCCCGACACUGCCUUUCCGACAAUUGCCAACGUACCGGGCGGUAUGAUCUCAUUCACCUAUCACAUCGAGGUCGUUGUCGAUCUGUUUGGGAGGCUGGGGGAGACGCGGAUAUUGCCCCGUUUAACGUCCAGUGACCCGAUCUUCUCGCACAAUUCGGAACAUGGCCACCAGUUGACGAAUGAUUGGUCGCAGACUAUCCUGGACACGACACAGCUACGGCGGACGAAGAGCGUCGUCACGUUCGAGAUGUCGCUUGUGGUUGGGACCCACGACAGUGGGAGAAAGAACAGACAAGCAAAGCAAGCAGAAUAUCCCGUACCCGAAGCUGUGGCGCCAUGGACGCCAAACGGUUUCGCUGAACAGAACCCGCAAAAUGGUGGAAACGGGGCUGACGGUGGGUUUGACGACCAGUACUACGAUCAGACGGGUCAUCCAUAUUAUCAGGCUUACGACCAUGAUUAUGGCUAUGAUUAUGGCUAUGACUAUGACUAUAUGAACGAUCCCGGUUUCCAUCCUCACUACGCCACGCUUGGUCACGAAACCAUCCCGCCUCCAGAAGCGCAUGAAGCUAUGGAUGAGAAAGCACGGCUCCGCAGGCAGGAAGAACUGUUGUUUCCGAGCCACCCUCCGCAAAUUGAUGGGGCCUCCAGCAGCAACGCCGCUCCAUAUGAGGCCUCUGCGCCGGUGAUUACCGAGAGCUCUCUGCAAGAGAGGAACGACGGCCACCCGGAGGGCAAUGUGACACCCUCCACCCUGCACACAACCGCCUCGGCCACAUCGGCACGAUCUGGCGACACCAUUCGACCUUACUCCACGCCUCCCCCAUCAGCGCCACCUCCCAAUGGCGAGAUCCAGGCCACCGACGACAAGCAUGAGUUAGAGCGGCAGCGGCUCCUCGCACAGGCGAGUGCACCGCCUACGGAAGGCGAAGAUCAGGCCUCGAGCAGUGCCGCGCCGCCGGGAUCAGUACCAAGCGCGCCAACAAUACACGAGCAGGAUGAAUAUAGUGUACACACCUUGUAUCAUGCUGAUAUUGGAGCGGCGUUGCCGCAGUAUGAACGUUGA
Messenger RNA from Capronia coronata CBS 617.96, 2346 nucleotides. RefSeq lists its product as uncharacterized. The transcript is spliced from 2 exons. The record is from RefSeq and is a predicted model, not a curated record. Gene Ontology annotation, biological process: ubiquitin-dependent endocytosis. Gene Ontology annotation, cellular component: cytosol; plasma membrane; cytoplasm. Gene Ontology annotation, molecular function: ubiquitin protein ligase binding; protein-macromolecule adaptor activity. Bases 1 to 2346 code for a protein of 781 amino acids. NCBI's taxonomy places the organism in Eukaryota, Fungi, Ascomycota, Eurotiomycetes, Chaetothyriales, Herpotrichiellaceae.